CCCGGCUGUGCGUGCCCUGUAACCCCCUUUUUGCUUCAUUUCCUCGUGGUUUUGCUUAAUACUUCGCUACUGCUGGUGUAGUUCAAGGUUGGAGAAGACACAAGGAGUGUGAGAGAAGCACUGCAGGCUGCUGGUGCUGUUGAGCUGGAAGAUUGAGUCUUUGUGUGGAAUCCAAGAGAAACAACUGCCAACCACUGCCACGUUUUCAUCUGUUGGUAAACAUCAGCUGCUGGUUGGCCUUGAGGGAGGAAGACUCAAUUAGUUCCAGAUGGACAACUCUUUCAGCCCAUUUAGGCUUUCCAGUUGAUUUAAGCCAGCAGGCAGAAAACAUGGAACAGCCCCCAUGAAGAAGCCUGUGGAGUUUAUAUUGGUGCAAGAUGUUCUUUGGAGGACCAAGCAGAGUUUCCCAGGCUGGGAGAUGAAGCAUUAAUCACACAACGACRUCGUCAUUUGGAAAGCGUCGCUUUGCACGAAGGACAAAUUUUCAAUUCCUCACCUCACCAUGGCAGCCGUGACCACUGCCCCCACCCCAGAGCCCCCAAAUCCUCCCCCUCUGGAGGAGAAGCCCAAAGGGAAAUCCCUGUUCCAGCUGGGUUCACUUUUCACUAACAGGAGUGAGAAAUUUGUGAUCGCUCGCAGUGACAGUUUGCCCGAGGAGAACGUCCUGAAAAUCACCAUCACUGAGACCACGGUCAUCGAGUCUGACCUGGGCAUCUGGAAUUCCCACGCCCUCAUCUACCUCACUUUGUGGUUUUUYUUCAGCUUUUGCACUCUUUUCCUUAACAAAUACAUUCUUUCCUUGCUGGAGGGGGAGCCCAGCAUGCUAGGUGCUGUUCAAAUGCUCUCCACCACCUUCAUUGGCUGCAUCAAAAUGUUUGUCCCGUGCUGUCUGUACCAGCACAAAACCCGCAUCUCCUACCCCCCCAACUUCAUCAUGAUCAUGCUCUUCGUUGGAUUAAUGAGAUUUGCAACAGUGGUCCUGGGCCUGGUCAGCUUGAAGAACGUGGCGGUUUCGUUUGCAGAAACGGUGAAAAGUUCUGCUCCAAUUUUCACUGUCAUCAUGUCCCGGAUGAUUUUGGGGGAAUACACUGGGCUGUUGGUGAAUCUGUCCCUGAUCCCCGUGAUGGGAGGGCUGGCRCUGUGCACGGCCACCGAGAUCAGCUUCAACAUCCUGGGCUUCUCUGCAGCACUGUCCACCAACAUCAUGGACUGUUUGCAAAACGUCUUUUCCAAAAAACUUCUCAGUGGAGACAAAUACAGAUUUUCAGCCCCAGARCUUCAAUUCUACACAAGUGCUGCUGCUGUGGUAAUGCUUAUUCCAGCCUGGAUAUUCUUCAUGGUAAUUUGAAUUCUAUCAUUUGUUUAG
Molecule: messenger RNA, 1366 nt
Organism: Malurus melanocephalus (red-backed fairy wren)
Lineage: Eukaryota; Metazoa; Chordata; Aves; Passeriformes; Maluridae
Gene: SLC35E2B
Product: solute carrier family 35 member E2B
Exons: 8
Cellular component (GO): Golgi apparatus
Molecular function (GO): antiporter activity
Source: RefSeq, a predicted model, not a curated record